CGGCGGUGUCGCCGCCGUCGCUGGCGCUGGCCCGGCUGGAUGGCCGGUCCCGCGGCUGCCCAGGGCGCCGGGCUCUCUCGCAUCCCAGGGCCGAGCGUUCCCUCCGCCCGCAUCGCACUGCAUGCUGUAACUCACCACUGAACCAACACACUUGGAACAGUUCAUAGCAUUGAAAAUUUCAUCCACAUCGACUGAUACCAUCUCAGCACUCUCCAGACACUGUGAGCUGAAGUUAAAAAUCUUUAUGGAGUUUAUAACACCUGGGUCGAAAGGAGUAUUCUUCUGAUAUAGGAGGACCCUUACUGCCAGUAUGACGAGCCAGGAGAAGUGGGUUAACCUUAGCCCUGGAGAGUUCUCUCAACUUCAGAAAUAUGCAGAAUAUUCCACCAAGAAAAUUAAGGAUGUCUUAGAAGAAUUCCAUGGCAGUGGUGUGUUAGCAAAAUAUAAUCCUGAAGGGACAAUUGAUUUAGAGGGGUUCAAGCUGUUCAUGAAGACUUUUCUGGAGGCAGAGUUACCAGAUGAUUUCAUUGAACACCUUUUUACAUCAUUUAGGAGCAAAAUCUCUCACUGUAGUCCAUUAAUUAAAAACAAACCACAGCACCUUUCUGGAGUUAAGGUGUCUGAAGAGAGAUGGAAGCAGAUGCCAGGUCUGAGACUUAACAAGGGUACCUCUACAUCCAGACCUCCUACUCCUGCCAACUCACAUUUACCAGACAUGAUCCAGCUGAAAGAUAUUGUUUGCUAUUUGUCACUGCUAGAAAGAGGAAGACCUGAAGACAAGCUAGAAUUUAUGUUUCGCUUGUAUGAUACAGAUGGGAAUGGAUACCUGGAUAGUUCGGAGCUGGAAAAUAUCAUUGCUCAAAUGAUGCAUGUUGCAGAAUACCUUGAGUGGGAUAUUACUGAAUUAAGUCCAAUUCUUCAUGAAAUGAUGGAAGAAAUUGACUAUGAUCAUGACGGCACUGUUUCCCUAGAAGAGUGGAUCCAAGGAGGAAUGACAACAAUCCCGCUCUUGGUCCUUCUUGGGUUAGAAAAUAAUGUGAAAGAUGAUGGGCAGCAUGUAUGGAGAUUGAAACACUUCAACAAGCCUGCCUACUGUAAUCUUUGUUUGAACAUGCUGAUCGGAGUAGGCAAGCAAGGUCUCUGCUGUUCGUUUUGCAAGUAUACAGUCCAUGAACGCUGUGUCUCUAGAGCUCCUGCAUCUUGCAUCAAAACAUAUGUGAAGUCUAAAAAGAAUACUGAUGUAAUGCACCAUUUUUGGGUAGAAGGAAACUGUCCAACAAAAUGUGAUAAGUGUCACAAAACUAUAAAGUGUUACCAAGGCUUGACUGGACUUCACUGUGUUUGGUGUCAGAUUACAUUGCAUAACAAGUGUGCUUCACAUCUGAAACCUGAAUGUGACUGUGGACCCUUGAAGGACCAUAUUUUGCCACCCACAUCAAUCUGCCCAGUAGUGUUGGAAAGACAAGCAACAGUGAAAAAAGAAAAGAGCUGCCCCCAGCAAAUGAACAAACUGGGAGAAAGGAACAAAAUGCAAAGAGCAAAUUCUGUCACCGUAGAUGGACAAGGCCUUCAGAUCACUCCAGUUCCAGGCACUCAUCCACUUUUAGUUUUUGUCAAUCCUAAAAGUGGUGGGAAACAAGGAGAAAGAAUUUAUAGAAAAUUUCAGUACCUUUUAAAUCCUCGUCAAGUUUAUAGUCUUUCUGGAAAUGGACCAAUGCCAGGGUUAAAUUUUUUCCGCGAUGUUGCUGAGUUCAGAGUACUAGCAUGUGGUGGAGAUGGAACAGUAGGCUGGAUUUUGGAUUGCAUAGAGAAAGCGAACUUGAUUAAGCAUCCUCCUGUUGCUAUCCUGCCUCUUGGGACUGGCAAUGAUUUAGCAAGGUGUCUGAGAUGGGGAGGAGGGUAUGAAGGUGAGAAUUUGAUGAAGAUCUUAAAAGACAUUGAAAAUAGCUCAGAGAUUUUACUGGACAGGUGGAAAUUCGAAGUAAUACCCAAUGAUAAAGAUGAGAAAGGAGACCCAGUGCCUUACAACAUCAUCAAUAACUACUUUUCUAUUGGCGUGGAUGCUUCAAUUGCCCACAGAUUCCAUAUCAUGAGAGAAAAACAUCCAGAGAAGUUCAACAGUAGAAUGAAGAACAAAUUUUGGUAUUUUGAAUUUGGCACUUCGGAAACUUUCUCAGCCACCUGUAAGAAGCUGCAUGAAUCUGUAGAAAUAGAAUGUGAUGGAAUUCAGCUGGACUUAAUCAAUAUCUCUCUGGAAGGAAUUGCCAUUCUAAACAUCCCAAGCAUGCAUGGUGGAUCGAAUCUUUGGGGAGAGACAAAGAAAAGACGUAGCCACCGUCGGACAGAAAAGAAGAGGUCAGAUAAAAGAACCACCGUUAUAGAUGCCAAGGAAUUGAAGUUUGUGUGCCAAGAUCUAAGUGACCAGCUUAUGGAAGUGGUGGGUCUGGAAGGAGCCAUGGAGAUGGGACAGAUAUACACAGGUCUGAAAAGUGCUGGAAGACGGCUUGCCCAGUGCUCAUCUGUUGUCAUCAGGACCAGCAAGUCUCUGCCUAUGCAGAUAGAUGGAGAACCUUGGAUGCAAACUCCUUGCACGAUAAAAAUUACUCACAAGAAUCAAGCCCCCAUGUUGAUGGGACCACCUCCAAAAACUGGUCUUUUCUCUUCUAUCAUCAAAAGAACAAGGAACCACAGCAAGGAAUAAGCCUAUGUAGUUUAGUAAAAAAAAAAAAAAAAAAAAAAAAAAAAAUUAGCUUUGUUGGGCUUUGGAAUAUUUAUGCUGGAAAUCUUUCAAGAAUUUUAGAAUAUCUUCUAUUUGCAAAAUCUUGAAUUUUGGUUUAACUGUUCUGUAGCUGAGCUGAUGUAAAACUAUGCUACUAGAAAAAAAUGUUGUCACAGUUUUGUAGGCAUUUUGCAUGAUGAAAGCAGAUGUUUACAUACAGUGAUACAGCAUAUUUUUUUGUUGCAUGCGUUACCAUUUACUAAUCUGUGGUCUAAUUUUGCCAUGGAAUAUGGGAAGAGAAUGUCAUGGAUGAUUUGAUUUUCUCUCAAUUCUGUUUCAGCUUUUUCUACUACGAUAACCAUAUGCCAUAAGUUCAACAGUAUCUCUUCAAUCAAACAUCUUUACAUGAAUAGUCAAUCUGACCUGUUUCAGAGUAGAAUCAUUGCAGGUCUCAUUAACCUGUAUUUUUAGUUUAUGAUUUCUUUCUAUCCUGAGAAUAUUUUUAUUCUACAGUAUAAGUAUUAAAAUCCUGUAAGUUAUUCUGAUAACUCCUAUGUACAUGAGUAACUGUACCUGCUGAAAACAUCUAACAAUAUGUAUAAAUGGCCAUGAUUGUUCUUGUAUAAGUUAGAUAAAGUUUUUGUUAAGAUUAAAAGUUGAUGAAAGUUUGAGCAAAAACUUUGGGACUAAGAUCAUGCUGAGUGAAGAUAAUAAUAAUUGCAAAACUAGCCAUCAGUGUUUGUUGAAACCCUGGAAUUAUUUUCAUAAGCAAUACAUCUCUGUGACAUGGCAAACUUUAAAUCAUUCUCCACAAAGACCAAUAGCAUAGUGCAUAUGCACACAAAUAACCAAAGCUCAUGCCUAAUUAAAGUGCAUUUCCCACCAAAGAUUUAGUGAAGGAUGCUUCAGAGAAAUGGGUUAAUGCAUAAUUAAUCAAACUCACUGGAGUAGACUCACUUCUGAAAAUUUACAGUUCUUCUGAUUGCAUUGUCAAUGUCCAGACAAAUGUUUGGGUAGGGAAAAAGAUUAAAUUAGUUUCAAGUAAAUACUCACUUUUCUUUUGUUUCAUAAGUUGAUUGACAUAGUAACAUAUGCUAAAUAUUGAGACAUAGAUACGAACUCCAAAUAUUAGAAAACUGAACAUAUUUUUUGUGUCAUAAUAAUUUAUAAAUUUAUGUUGUCCAUAAUUACUCAUCCCGUAAAUUAAUCUCUCAAGGAAAUGAUGACCUGUUGUCCAUUACCCUUUCGUAGUCUGCUGUCUGAAAUCCAGACAUUUCUUGUCAUAAAUUUUGGUGAGGCAGUUGCUCAGGUUUUAACUUUCUUAGCUCUCUGAGAGACUUCCUAACAGCUUAGAAAUCAUAAUACAGGGAUUUGCCUGAGGUUUGCACAGCACUGUCUAAUGUUGAAGGGAAGUCGAAGAAUGGCAAAUUUUUUCAGUCUUGCAUAUAAACAAUCUCAAGCAAAACUUUUUGUGCAGUCUUAACAUUGUUCUUUGUUCAGAGUGAGCUGCUUCUCAGCUCUGCAUGUCUUAAGUUCUCAGAGAUUUCAUAAAAAAAAAAGGAAAAAAUAAAAUUUUGCUUGAAAUGCAUGAUUUCCCAUUUUUAUCCAGACUUUAAAAUGUUAAUUAUUUAUUAAAUCUAUUUUUCUAUUGAUUCAUUCAUCCAUUUAAAAAAUAAUACUUCAUUAUGCUGUAGUGCACGGUACUGUGCAUGUAUUUAAAUAAAGUUACUAUCAUUUGUUCCUCAGUAUAAGAGUUCAACAGAGUCCUAAUUUAUAUAAUAGAUAUUAAAAUAAAAGUCAGUAUAUAGCUGGUAAGGAUUAUGUCUUUGAAAUAUACAGUCUAUGUUCUGUAAACAUUAGGAGGUAAAUGCCAAUUAAUGUUUUGUUCAGCAUUAGGUAGAAAAAUAUGAAGGUGAUUAUUCGCUAAAAUUAAGAUCUAGUAAUUCACCAUUCUUGGGUCCAGUGGUGUUGACAUUUACAGUUACCAUAGGAGUAAACUAGUAUUUUUCCUGUGCAUUGCAAAAACACACACACACACAGAGAAGCAUUUGUUGCACUGAACUACAAACAUGCAUAAGUAUAGAGCAAAGGUUAUUUGCACAAAGAAGGAAUUUGCUGAUAUAAUAUUACGUAAAGUGUAUAUUGGUUUUAUGAAAAUAUGGUUACAGGUGAUAAAUAUUUUCACAUAACUUGACAUAGGAUUUUCUACCAAUGCUCUCAACUUUUUGUGGCAAAAAUGUGUUUAACAACAAUAUAUAAUGUGUUCUCUAUGAUUAUCUCAUGAACAUUGUAACUCUGAA
Onychostruthus taczanowskii (white-rumped snowfinch) is the source of this 5019-nucleotide messenger RNA. It is a transcript of the gene DGKB, whose product is annotated as diacylglycerol kinase beta. Gene Ontology annotation, molecular function: ATP-dependent diacylglycerol kinase activity; calcium ion binding. The record is from RefSeq and is a predicted model, not a curated record. Bases 311 to 2701 code for a protein of 796 amino acids. The transcript is spliced from 25 exons. Gene Ontology annotation, biological process: intracellular signal transduction; lipid phosphorylation; diacylglycerol metabolic process. Lineage: Eukaryota; Metazoa; Chordata; Aves; Passeriformes; Passeridae. Gene Ontology annotation, cellular component: plasma membrane.